This is a messenger RNA of Cladophialophora immunda, 1293 nucleotides long. RefSeq lists its product as uncharacterized. Gene Ontology annotation, molecular function: FAD binding. Gene Ontology annotation, biological process: secondary metabolite biosynthetic process. The record is from RefSeq and is a predicted model, not a curated record. The coding region runs from base 1 to 1293 and encodes 430 amino acids. The transcript has 3 exons. Lineage: Eukaryota; Fungi; Ascomycota; Eurotiomycetes; Chaetothyriales; Herpotrichiellaceae.
AUGCCUGCAGCGAUCAACCGCCCCCCGCUAAGGGUGGCCAUAAUAGGAGGUGGCAUUGGCGGGCUCUGCACUGCCCUCUCGCUCCAUUAUCAUUGUGGCUCGCACGUUGACAUAGAUGUCUACGAGCAAGCUCCCCAGUAUAAGGAGAUCGGUGCCGGCGUCGGCAUCGGCGUCAAUGCUGCAAAGCUGCUCCAUAAGAUAGGCAUUGGGGAGACUGUGUCCAAGAUCUCCGGGAAGCGCAGUGGCAUCUGGAUCACGUUUCGCAAGUUCGACGAUGGCACGGAUGUGGUGACUGUGCCGUCCGUGGAUACGGACCAGAUCAAGCAAUUGCCCGUGCAUCGCGCCGAGUUUCUGGACCUGCUGGUUGAUAUCGUGAAGCAGAAGGAUGCAGCCAGGCUUCAUACCAACAAACGGUGUCGCAAACUUACGGAGCAAGGAGACGAGGUGUUCAUUGGAUUCGAGGACGGGACGACCGCUACUGCCAACCUGGUUGUCGGCUGCGACGGCAUCCAUUCUGCCGUCAGGGCACAGUUCACCAGCGACAAUCCCGACUACAGUGGACGGAUCGCAUACCGGGGCCUAGUGCCCAUCUCCGAGAUCGAGGACUGGUGGGGGUUUGAGACGUACUCGGUGACAUGGCUGGGGAAGAACCGGCACUUUCUGUGCUUCCCCAUCUCCCGGAACAAGACGCUCAACAUCGUCGCGUUCGUGGCCGAAAAGGAGGAGAACCUGGGCGACCUCAGGGAAAGCUGGACGGCGGUGGGCAAGAAGGAUGACGUCUUUGAGGCCUUCAAGGGGUUCGAGGAAAGAGUCCAGAAGGUCAUCCAGCUGAUGCCCGAACAGCCGUCCAAGUGGCUGAUCAAUGACCGCAAACCUCUCGAUCAGUGGGUGUAUCUCGGAGGCAAGGCUGUGCUACUAGGAGAUGCUGCCCACGCCAUGACUCCUCACCAAGGCGCUGGAGCAGGCCAGGCGAUUGAGGAUGGAUAUAUCCUCGGCCGAGCACUGCAGGACUACUUUCGAAGCUCGUCGUCCGAGAAAGACAGCCUCGAGUCGUGGGCCAGGGUAUACCAGGACGUACGCCUCCCGCGCGCACAGAAGGUGCAGCGCACUUCCAGAGACGCGGUCGAGGUGUACCAGGCCCAGGCGGACAUUAUGAAGGAUCUCCCCUUCGACCAGUGCGUGCCCGAGAUUCACAAGCGCGUGAUUGACCGGAUGCGCUGGGUGUGGACGGACGACAUUGACGCCGAGUAUGACCAGGCGGUGAAGAGGCGGAAGGAUUUGGGCAAACUGUAG